Molecule: messenger RNA, 385 nt
Organism: Trichosurus vulpecula (common brushtail)
Lineage: Eukaryota; Metazoa; Chordata; Mammalia; Diprotodontia; Phalangeridae
Product: ubiquitin-like protein 5
Exons: 5
Coding region: 89-310 (73 amino acids)
Biological process (GO): protein modification process; mRNA splicing, via spliceosome
Cellular component (GO): nucleus; cytoplasm
Molecular function (GO): protein binding; protein tag activity
Source: RefSeq, a predicted model, not a curated record
CCAGAGGCAAGGGCCAAACGAGGAGGCCGAGGGGUCCCGAGUCACAGCCAGGGCCACGGGCCGACCAGGGAGGAAGUAUCCGGGAGCCAUGAUCGAGGUUGUGUGUAACGACCGGCUGGGCAAGAAGGUCCGUGUGAAGUGCAACACGGAUGACACAAUAGGAGACCUGAAGAAACUGAUUGCGGCUCAGACGGGCACCCGUUGGAACAAGAUUGUUCUGAAGAAAUGGUACACAAUCUUCAAGGACCAUGUUUCCCUGGGUGACUAUGAGAUCCAUGAUGGAAUGAACCUGGAGCUUUAUUAUCAGUAGGAGCAGCGGGCCUGCCAGUUCUGCAACCCACCCCCCAUUUUUAAAGUCUCGCUAAUAAAAAUAAUUUAAACACUG